AUGUACCAAACCGUGGGUCACUCGGUUAUCCCGCUCUAUGGAGAAGCACUGGGCAUCCCGCUUUAUCGACAGGAAAUUGUGGGCACGGCGGUAAACUCAAGUAGAGAUUACGCGGCGGAUUCGCAAAAGCAAGACAAGGACGAAACCGAAGACCUUGUCCCUUUGUUGAGGAAGGUCAUGGAAGCGCAUCCUGAAGUCAAUGCUGUGUCCACGGGGGCUAUCCUGAGCACGUAUCAACGGACGCGUGUCGAAUCUGUUGCGCUCAGGCUGGGGCUCACACCGCUGUCGUAUCUGUGGCAGUAUCCAUUGUUACCACCAUAUACGCAGUCAUCUCUUUUGCAUGACAUGACCGCGGUAGGACAAAAAGCAGUCAUCAUCAAGACGGCAUCCGGUGGCUUAGACGAGGACUUUCUGGGUCUCGAUGUCGCUAGUCAGGCUACCAUAGCGAAGUUAGCGAAGACAAUGGGUCGAUAUGGUGACGCUGGUGACGGUGCGAUACUGGGUGAGGGUGGCGAAUUCGAGACAUUGGCAUUAGACGGGCCCCGACCGCUGUGGAAGAAGAGCAUUAGGAUCGACAAUGGACCGCCUGGAAAGUUGGACGGCGAGCAGGCGGUUUUGAAGAUCAAGGAGAGUGUGCUUGAAGAGAAGACGAAUGAUGAUGAGAGACGUGUAGAUGCAUUGAGGAUACCAGAGCUCUUUGACGAAGAGUUCAAGAAGAUAUUGGAAACUGCCGAGAUCACCGUGGAAGAUGCAGCACUCGCCUCCAACGAGGCGUUUGAUGUUCAUCCCCAGCCGGAUGCUAUAUCUGCAGUGGAGCGUCUUCCAAGGAAUGCGGCAAAAGAUACCGCAACCGUCUUCCUCCACUCGAACCUCACGAGCGAUACCCGACCGUUCUCUCCAGCCAUUUCCCCGUCGCGCCAACUCAUCAAAAUCUUCCUCCUUCUCGACCAUUCCCUCAAGCAAGUCCACCUUUCCAGAUCCAGCGUCAACCAUGCCACUCUGCUCCUCCGUGACAUGGCAGACUUCACUGUCCUCAACCCAGUCUACGCGCAAUACUUUAGCCAUGUGAACCCCCCAGCUAGAGUUACCAUUGCAGCUGGAGACACACUCCCCAAAGGCGUAGACGUCAUGCUCAGCGUAAUCGUAGACAAAGAAGAUAAAGACGCACAAGGUAAAGUCACCAGACCAGUAAACAGACAAGGACUACACGUCCAAGGCCGAAGCUACUGGGCCCCUGCAAACAUUGGACCCUACAGCCAAGCCAUAUCCACCAGCCUGCCUUCCAACAACUCGCACAACCAAAGCAGCGAUGUUUCAAACUGCGGAGAAGUAGUCUACGUAGCCGGCCAAAUCCCCCUCGUACCCGCCUCCAUGGCCGUAUACACAGAUCGAGGCUUCAAAGGCCAGGCCGUCCUCUCCCUCCAACACCUAUGGCGCAUCGGCCGCGCCAAAAACGUAAAAUGGUGGACUGCAGCUGUGGGCUUCAUUCCGGCGUCGCAGCAUCCGGAAGACAGGGUGCGUAUCGCACAGGAUGUGUGGAAAGCUAUACACGCCCCAGCACAUGACGACAACGCAGACGAAGAGGACGAAGACACGCAUAUCGAUCCGUGGGAUAGAUUGAAUCAGCACCAUAUAUCCGCUUUUAGCGAUACAACGGUCCGCAGUCCGAUCCCAGACCGCGCUGUUGUUUCUUCUGAUUCCACAGCGUCUACACCACCGUGCUUCGUCGCGCAAGUUGCAUCACUGCCACGGGGCGUGGAUAUAGAGUGGAGUGCUACGGGUUUGACCUGUCCUUCGAUCCAAUGUACUCGCAAUCCUCAGAUUCCGCACCUUCGUGUUACCACCUCAAGAGACACUCGUUCUCGUUUCCUGACACUCGAGGUACGGAAACGGAGCGAUUUGACUGUGUUAAGGGAAGUGGGUGAGCGGGCGUGGACGUGUGCUACGCUUUAUGUGGGGAGGGGGUUUGAGUGGUGCGGUGAUGGUGUAGGGGCUGCGGAUUUGGAGGGUGUACAAUGGAUUCCUUGUCAGAGGGUGUGGGGAGAGGAUGGGGAGGAAGUGAGGGGUGUGUUUGUGGGGAAGAUUGAUGGGUAA
This is a messenger RNA of Pyrenophora tritici-repentis Pt-1C-BFP, 2094 nucleotides long. Lineage: Eukaryota; Fungi; Ascomycota; Dothideomycetes; Pleosporales; Pleosporaceae. The record is from RefSeq and is a predicted model, not a curated record.